AUGGUAAGGUGUUCAAAGCAUCUGCACAAAUCGAGGAUUAUUCAUGGCGAUGUCAAGACUGAAAACUUUCUUGUGUUCAACACACAAGCCGGAGGUGAUGUGGUGAUAAAAAUCACGGAUUUCGGUUUGGCUGCCACUAAAACCGAGACAAGAUCAAAAACUGCUUUUCCGAUGGCAGGGACGUUCUUGUGGAUGGCUCCAGAGCUCAACGAAGGGGCUGCACAGACAUUCAGUGCCGAUGUCUUUUCCAUGGGACUGGUUCUUUUUGAGAUUGCUGGUUUGAGCCCACCCUACAGAGGCCUGAGGUCCAAUAAUAUGGUGCAAAAGAGGAAAGUAGCUGGGAAGAAUCCAGUUCCCAUUCCAGAUGACUGCCCUGAAGCAGUGGCAGGGCUGAUGAAGCGCUGUAUUGCUCCUGCUGCUUGUGAGAGACCAAGAAUGGAUCAAGUGUGCACAGAACUGGAAGAAGCUUUGCAGCAGUACCAAAGGGCGAAGCCAGAUGCGUGGUCGAAGCAGGAGGACGAGCAGAUCCUGGAAUUGCACAAGAAAUACGGCAACAAAUGGACGGAGAUCGCGAGGAGGAUCGGCAGGCGGACGGACAACGCGGUGAAAGCCCGCUACCAGGUGAUUGUCAGGAGGGACGAGGAGACCAAGAGCAACAGCGGGGAUAUGAUGGAUGGCGUGGAGGCGGCAUCGACGAGAGACAACAUAAAAAACACCUCACUGGAGAGAGUGAGGGAGGAGCUGCAGAGGCAGGAGAGGAAGAGGCGGGAGCAGCAGCGGCUUGCACAGGAACAGAAGGAUCAAUGGCGCAGGGUACUGAAUGGCUGCAAGGAGCAAAUGAAAGUCAGAAAGGGGCCACCCACCCACUCAGUGAACAUGCAGCAGGAUCAAAUGUCAUGCGCACUGCCAGUCAGGCAGGUCUUUGUCAGGAAUCUUUGGGUCACAGAGUUGCCUGCUAAUUCCAACAUCUGCUGA
This is a messenger RNA of Ostreobium quekettii, 975 nucleotides long. NCBI's taxonomy places the organism in Eukaryota, Viridiplantae, Chlorophyta, Ulvophyceae, Bryopsidales, Ostreobiaceae. The record is from the annotation of a GenBank genome assembly.